Molecule: messenger RNA, 2937 nt
Organism: Labrus mixtus (cuckoo wrasse)
Lineage: Eukaryota; Metazoa; Chordata; Actinopteri; Labriformes; Labridae
Product: TSC22 domain family protein 2-like
Exons: 4
Coding region: 570-2837 (755 amino acids)
Biological process (GO): regulation of transcription by RNA polymerase II
Source: RefSeq, a predicted model, not a curated record
AGAGUGACAGAGGGAGGUAACUGUUGGCGCUGUUUGGAGAUAAAUUUGUUCAAAAGCUGUGAAAAUUUAGGAGGCUUUGUUAACUCGACUGUAGAGUGAGGGUCGCCACCGAAUGACUUUGAGCGGGUGAAGUGAGCGGCUUCAAAGGACUGCUUUCGGGAAGAUGUCUCACAUACUUGUUCCGACGUAGGGGGAGUGUGCAGCAGCCAGUUGGCUUGACUUGCUAGCUAGCUCGGUGAGUGGAGGGCUGUGGGCCCUCCUCAGCCUGAAGUAGCUCCGCGACUAACCCUAACCCUAACCCGGGAGACGAGCAGGCCGGUUCGGACUGUCCCGAAGCUUGAAAGUACACACUGCAGGUAUCGUCGUCUGCAGCCGCAUUGCUGGACAAAACCAAGUGUGGCGUUGCGUUAUGAGCUCAUGACACGCAACAGGAGACAGAGAGAGGAAGAGGGAUGGCGUAGAUUCAUCUUGAUAACAGUUAGCUUGGCAAAUCUUGCUGUUUAACAUGAUCUGAGCUGUGAGAAGCUGCGUCUCUUUCUGACGGAGGAUACAUAUAGCCGACUGUCAACAUGUCGAAAAUGCCGGCUAAGAAAAAGAGCUGUUUCCAGAUCACCAGUGUGACACAGGCCCAGGUUGAGGCUAUAGGUGCCACGGACGACACGGAGAGUCUGGAAGACCCGGACGAGUCCCGGACUGAAGAUGUGUCCUCGGAAAUAUACGACAUGUCUCGUGCCGAGUACGAGCCCGCGUGUGACAGAAGUUCAUCCGAAGAAGCCCUGAAUAAUGUCGGAGAGCCGGAGGCGACCAGUGUCAUGGCCUCAUCACACAUACCUCAACCCGGUCAGCUGCCCGCGCUGUCCAGUAAUCCCAUCGGGGAGUUUCGAAAAGUGGGAGUGUCUGGCUCAGCUCAAGUCAGUCAGCAGCCGCUGGGGAUCGGCGUUUCAAGUGGUUUACCCCUCUCCACUCAGUCUGGAGCCGUGCAGCAACAGUCUGCUCCAGCUGGUGUGUCAGUAAGCACUUCCCAACCUGCUGCAGUGAUCAGCAGUGCAGCUCCUCCUGCCACCUCCACGGUGAGUUGUACUUCUCGAUUCAGGGUCAUCAAACUUGAUCAUGGUACUGGAGAACCCUUCAGAAGAGGCAGGUGGACGUGUACAGAGUUUUAUGAGAAGGACUCGGAGAGCGCUGCUGCCAGUAGGACUGCUGAUAGCAUUAGGCAUGCCAAUACAGCACCAGACCCUGUGGCAGACAGGGACAGUGGGCUCGGGCUUACAGGAGGAUCUGUGGUUGCCCCGGCAACACUCUCUGGUCAGGGAUUGGGGUCGGCGGCGGAUGCUUCUCUUUCAUCAUCCCGCAUGCAGUCAGUUGAUACAUUAUCACAGCAGCAGCUCCACCAUCACAACUACAGCGCCCGGCAGCAGGGCGUGAGCGGGUCGGUCUCACAGAGUGCUUUCUCCAGCCCUCAGCCCUCCGUUGGAGGUGUCCAGCCUUCUGCCUUUCAGAGCGUGUUGCCUGUUGGUCAAAAUGGCUUGCCUCAACCUGGUGUCAACAUACAGAAAUCCCCCAUCAUGCCCCCCCAAGCCCAGCCCAUCUCUUACCCUCCUAAGCAGCAGCAGCAGCAGCAGCAGCUUCCUCUGGGACACCACCUGAGCAACCAGAUGUCUGGACUUCUACAGAACCAGACAGAGUACUAUCAACAGCAGCAGCAGCAAGUUCUUGGUGCUGGGCACUCCAUCCCAGUGUCAAGCCUGUCUGCAGGGCCUUCUUUGGUCAUGCCUCGAGCCUCUGGGGGGGCAUCUGUGCCAAGUCAGGUUGGAGAAGUUGCAGGAGGUGGAUCUGUACCUUCAGGACAGUCAGCUCUGGGCCUCUUGCAGCAGACUGGAGGAAUGGGAGCUGUUGGAGGCUCUAUACUGGUCGGUGGAUCCUCAUACGCAACAGCUGGACAGCCUCAACCUCUCAACCUCCAAUCUACAUCCUCUGGUGUACAAAAUGUGCCUGCCAUCGCAGCAAGCUCCAGUGUGCCCACCACGGUGCCCGCUGCAGUGCCCAGUGCCUCCAGUGCAGCCAUGCCAAAUGUGAUAACCUCCAGUUUGCCUCCAGGUCAGAUUCCCCUAAGCAAGACUUCAGUGGGUUUGGGGGCCCAGGGCCUCCCAGGAGCUGGGUUUGGACUUGCAGAGGGUGGUGUAGGGAAAUCAGAGGGUCUCCUCAAUGCACAGUCUCCUAUCAUCUCUGGGAAGGAAGUGUUGAAGCCCUUCAUGCCUGAGAGCCUGCAGCUUGCCACGCCGACUGUCAACAGCCUGUUUGGAAUUCACAUACCUGUCGACGGGGAGAUGGACAGGAACCCCUCCAAGGCUUUCUACCAGGUCUUCCAGUCUGGCAGCAGAUUAAGGGACUCAAAGGCCCACAGUGAUAGAGCCUCGGGAACCAAUGUUGCAGCCAUUGAUAAUAAAAUAGAGCAGGCAAUGGACCUGGUGAAAAGCCAUCUGAUGUAUGCAGUGCGUGAGGAGGUGGAGGUGUUAAAGGAGCAGAUCAAGGAGCUGUACGAGAGGAACUCUGUGCUGGAGCGGGAGAACGCUGUGUUGAAAUCUCUAGCCAACAGUGAGCAGCUGUCUCAGCUGCCCUCCCAGUCGGCUGCCAGCUCCAGCACCACGCCUCCCCAGCAAGGACUCAGCCAACCUCCACCCCAGGCCCAGGCCCAGGCCCAGCCCCCUCCUCAGUCUCUGCCUCAGCAGUCCCACCCCCAGCUCCAGCACCACCCCAAACCCCAGCAGCUCCAGACUCAGCCUCAGCUUGAUCCCGGCCAACAGCAACAACAGCAACCUAACGUCACCUCUGCUUGAAGUGCAUCUGCCUGCCUCUCAUAAGGCAGAAAAAAAGAAGAGCAUUUUCUCUGCAACCUAUUACAAAUUAGUGUAUGUGAAAUUAAAAGAAGAAAAAACU